CUAACGUUAAAAUCCGGAAUGAACCAAACUUUAAGUUAAGUACCCUUAAAUUCACUUAAUUAGAGGAAGAUUACUUAAACCGUUAAUUUCCACUAAAAACAAAAUAAUAAAAAAUUUAAAAUAAUGACCCCCGUGUACCCCAUAUGCUUCCCACGAGUUCCUUAUAUAUUCGCCUCUCUGUAACCUCCUAAAUUCUCACAUUUCUCGUUUCUCCUACACCCAUCUACACCAAACUUAACCAAAAAAUGGAAAGCCUAACUCUCACCGGAUUAUUGAAAGAUAUCGCCGGAAAAUUCCCUUCUCGGAGAGCUAUUACUGUCUCCGGAAAAUUUGAUAUUACACACUCACGAUUAGAUCAAUUGGUUGAACAUGCCGCUAAUCGCCUUGUUGCCGCCGGCGUUCUUCCAGGCCAUGUAGUCGCCCUUACUUUCGCUAAUACCGUCGAGUUUGUGAUAAUGUUUUUGGCGGUAAUUCGAGUUCGAGCCACAGCAGCACCAUUAAACGCAGCGUAUACAGCGGAGGAAUUCGAAUUUUACCUUUCCGACUCAGAUUCCAAACUUCUACUAACUUCCAUGGAAGGAAACACAGCAGCCGAAACCGCAGCUUCCAAACUCAACAUCCCUCACGUCACCGCUUGCCUCUCUUCUGCUGACUCGGACAUUACCCUAUCUUUAAAUCAGCCAGAGUCAGACUCAUUAAACUCGGUCAACUCACUUGUGAACGAUCCAUCCGACGUGGCACUCUUCCUUCACACCUCUGGAACCACCAGCCGUCCUAAAGGAGUCCCACUGAGUCAACUCAAUUUAUUCUCCUCUGUGAGGAACAUUAAAUCGGUGUAUAAACUCACUGAGUCCGACUCGACGGUGAUUGUGCUUCCUUUGUUCCAUGUUCAUGGAUUAAUGGCUGCGUUGCUGAGUUCAUUAGGUGCUGGUGCGUCGAUUACUUUACCUUCUGCUGGACGUUUCUCUGCGUCGUCGUUUUGGUCUGACAUGAAAAAAUCUAAUGCCACGUGGUACACUGCUGUCCCCACAAUACAUCAAAUCAUUCUGGAUCGUCAUUUGAGUAAACCCGAGCCGGAUUACCCGAAACUCCGGUUUAUUCGGAGCUGUAGUGCUUCUUUGGCACCGGCAAUAUUGAACCGGCUUGAGGAGGUAUUCGAUGCUCCGGUUUUGGAGGCUUAUGCCAUGACGGAAGCAACCCAUUUAAUGUGUUCUAAUCCGUUGCCUGAGAAUGGGCCUCAUAAGGCGGGUUCAGUUGGACGGCCCGUGGGCCAAGAAAUGGCAAUAUUGGAUGAAAGUGGUGUGGUUCAAGGGCCCAGAUCUAAAGGAGAGGUUUGUAUUCGGGGACCCAAUGUUACUAAAGGGUACAAGAAUAACCCGGAGGCAAACAAAUCUGCCUUUCAAUUCGGGUGGUUUCAUACUGGUGAUGUCGGAUUUUUCGAUGAAGACGGGUAUUUACAUUUGGUGGGUCGGAUUAAGGAGCUCAUCAACCGUGGAGGGGAGAAGAUAUCACCAAUUGAGGUAGAUGCAGUGCUUUUGUCUCACCCUGACGUUGCACAAGCUGUUGCUUUUGGAGUCCCUGACGACAAAUAUGGUGAAGAGAUAAACUGUGCAAUCAUUCCUAGAGAAGGGGUAGAGCUUGAAGAGGAACAAGUAACAAAGUUCUGCAAGAAGAAUCUAGCAGCAUUCAAAGUUCCGAAAAAGGUUUUCAUCGCCGAUUUCCUACCAAAAACCGCAACUGGCAAGAUUCAACGAAGAAUCGUUUCUGAGCACUUUCUAGCCCAAAUUUCGACUGCUAAAGUACCCAAAUUCGGAGCUUAAGACAGCUAGGACACUACACUGAUGCACCACUUUUGUUUUCAUGGUGCAUUGAGUCGUCUGAUAAUGCACAAUGCAAUGGACUAGUCCUGGGUUUUAUUUGAUCAGUACGGCCCAUUGACCGAUUUCGUUAUCUCAAGUAACCUGUUCUUUAGACCCUUGCUCUUGUAUAGAUGAAGAACUGAUGAUGAGGGCAGUAUUUGAUGAAUAUUGUCUGAUAGUUAUAAAAGAUUUACCACCAAGCCAAUUUUAGGUGAACCAGUAUAAAGAGAUGUAUCAGAAAUAUUUGUCAUUUUGAUGUAAUGUUAUUCUUACUGUUUAUGCUUCAAUAUUAACUUUUGUUCAGAGAAA
Amaranthus tricolor (Joseph's coat) is the source of this 2168-nucleotide messenger RNA. Its product is annotated as oxalate--CoA ligase. NCBI's taxonomy places the organism in Eukaryota, Viridiplantae, Streptophyta, Magnoliopsida, Caryophyllales, Amaranthaceae. Gene Ontology annotation, molecular function: medium-chain fatty acid-CoA ligase activity. The transcript is spliced from 4 exons. The record is from RefSeq and is a predicted model, not a curated record. Gene Ontology annotation, biological process: fatty acid metabolic process. The coding region runs from base 246 to 1820 and encodes 524 amino acids.